GUCAGGUGGUCCGGGAGAAGAUGCCAGCCAUCCUGGUGGCAUCAAAGAUGAAGUCAGGACUCCCCAAACCCAAACCGGUGCACAGCGCCCUGCCCAUCCCCCAGACCCACAGCAAGCCCUCAGCGAUAGGUCUGACCUCGACACCACACAAGACCCACAUCCCCUCCAGGGGCCAGCAGGUGGGCGCAGGACCCCCGAGGAGCAUCACACGAGGGUUUGAGGAUGGAGAAGACACUCAGAUCUACACGGACUGGGCCAACCACUACCUUGCCAAGUCAGGAAACAAGCGUCUGAUCAAGGACCUGCAAACAGACGUCGCAGAUGGAGUGCUGCUGGCUGAGAUCAUCCAGGUCGUAGCCAAUGAGAAGAUUGACGAUAUCAAUGGCUGUCCCAAGAGCCGGACUCAGAUGAUUGAGAACAUCGAUGCCUGCCUCAGUUUCCUGGCAGCCAAAGGAGUCAACAUCCAGGGUCUGUCUUCAGAGGAGAUUCGGAAUGGUAAUCUGAAAGCCAUCCUCGGCCUCUUCUUCAGCUUGUCCCGCUACAAGCAGCAGCAGCAGCAGGCCCAGAGGCAGAACCCGCAGUCCUCCUAUCCCCCCACCGCCCAGCCCCAGGGCGCCCACCCCCCCCUGAGCCAGCAGAGCAGCGCCCCGGCCCUGCUCAGCCACUCUACGCAUGGGACUGCUGCCCUCGCAGCCCAGAAAGCAGCACAGGCCGAGAUGCAGUCCAGGGAUGGCUCUAAACUGCUCAAGUUUUCCCUUGGUCAGAAAAAGACCUCUAGACUUCCUGGCCCCUCAGCGCGGGUGUCCACUGCUGGCGGUGACAUCCCCACCAGAGGCUCGGUCAGUGCUGCUGGGAACAGACGCAGCCAGGGCUUCAGCGACAAGACCAAAGCCAACCUGAACAAAGAUUCCUCAGAGGGCAUGACCUCACUGCCUUCGGUGAUGACUGAGCAUGCUCCGUCAUCUGCAGUGACCAUCAGCUCCUCCACCAGCAUCCCCACUGCUACCUCCGCCCAGAUUCCUCUCCCAUCUUCCUCGUCGUCCUCCUCCACGGCCAUUCCCCAGCCCAACAGCAAUAGCAAACCCUGGAGGAGCAAGUCGGUGAGCUCCAAGCACAUCUCCACUUCUUCAUCCUCCAUCAGCACCGCCGCGUCUGCCAUGCAGUCUGUCAUGCAGUCUGCCAAACAGGACAAGGACUCCUCCUGUAAGGCCGAUGCUCCUCCUAAAGUUGUCGCUCAGAAAUCAAUGCUGGAGAAGCUAAAGCUUUUCAACAGUAAAGGAAGCUCCAAAUCCUCCGCCUCCUCCUCCAAUGGAGCAGGGGCCCAGGCAGAGAACGCUGCCCUAGCCAGGCAGCUCGCAGCGGCUCAGUUGGAGAGGUCAGAAACCGGCUCCAACACCGACCCCCUGGAGGAAGUCGAUGGCAACGUCCGGCCGGGAAUGAACGGGACCAGCAACGGGACGGCCUACGGAGCAGCUCCAUCAGCAGCUACAACUGUCUCCACAUCCGCCAGCAGCCCCAAAAUGGCCUUGAGGGGCAUCGCCCAGCGCACUUUCAGCAGAGCUCUGACUGCCAAGAAGAGCUCUGUCAAAAGCACAGAGAAGGACAAAGACAAAGGGAAGGAGAAGGAGAAGGAGAAGGGGAAGGAGGUGGGGAAACGCAUCUCAGCCCCCGACAGGACGGAGCUCAGGGGAGACGAGCUUAAGGAGGAAGCAGCACCAGUAACUGCAGACACAGACGGCUCAAACAAAAGGACCUCUAAAAUCACCAGCUUCAUACCCAAGGGGGGUAAAGUGUCCAAAAAGGAGAGUUCCACCCCUGCACACAGCGGAAUACCAAAGCCAGGAGGCAAAGCCCCGGGAGUCGGGGGGAAAGCCUCCUCAGUGAAGGAGGAGAGGCCCCGGAGCAUGCGGUUAGGAGGGGGCCUCGCCAUGCACCGAGGGCCCCUGGACAGGGACAGCAGACACUCCAGCUCUACCUCCAGCCUGGCCUCCACAGAGGGGAAGGCCUGCGCCUCCUCUGGGGCGGGGGGAGGCUCCACACAGAGCACAGCCAGCAACACCAUCAGCGUGCAGCUACCUCAGACUCAACAGCACCACAGCCACCCCAACACGGCCACCGUCGCACCUUUCAUGUACAGAUCGCAAACAGACGGCUUGGAUACGGAGGACACUGAGAGCGGCUCAGGAGGAAGAGGAGGAGACAUUUCCUUCACCAAGAGCAGCCAGCUGUCCAUCGAGGACCUUUCAGGUGAAGACCCAGAGACGAGACGGUUGCGUACAGUCAAGAACAUCGCCGACCUGCGGCAAAACCUGGAGGAGACCAUGUCCAGCUUACGAGGAACUCAGGUCUCACACAGCACCUUGGAAACCACCUUUGACGGCAACGUCACCACAGACAUCAGCAGCAGCAGCGGAGGGGGCAGCGCCGUCAGCAACAGCAGCGGAGCAGGGAGUCGGAGCAUCCUCAGCAUCACUUCUUCCCGUCCCUCUCUGUCGUCAUGGCGCCUGGGCCAGUCAAGCCCUCGUCUGCAGGCGGGCGACGCCCCUUCUUUGGGGAACAGUUACGGUGGCGGCCGGGUGGCUGGGAGCCAGGGAGGACGCUACCUUUACCCAGGAAACCUCAGGCGGCAGCUGGCAGGAAGGGGAGGGGCCAUUCACAGCGUGGAGCUCGGGGACAGAGCCGGGGAGGACACGGACCUGGACAGCAUCGCCGUGGACGUCACUGGGUACAUGAGCGAUGGAGACGUGCUGACCAAGAACGCUGCACGCACUGAUGAUGUCGCCAGCGGCUACAUGACUGACGGAGGUUUGGGUAUGUACACGCGGCGCCUGAACCGUCUGCCCGACAGCAUGGCCGCCGUCAGAGAGACACUGCAUCGAAACACGUCGUCAGGACAGGGAGAUGCUGACAGCUGGGAUGACAGCAGCUCUGUGAGCAGUGGCAUCAGUGACAACAUCGACACAGAUGACAUCAACACCAGCUCCUCCAUCUCCUCCUACGCAAACACACCCGCUGCAAAACGCAAGGGCCUCAACACCAAGCCUGUGACAGAUGCAGAGAAGCACUCUGCCUCCACAGCGGUGCACCCGGCCUGGUCAGGAGACGAGGUGAAGAGGCCAGACGGCGGGUCAGACAGCGGGGUCAGGAUGGAGCCGGGCUCCAAGUGGAGCCGCCGGAACCCCUCCGACAUCUCAGACGAGUCGGACAAGGGCAGCUCGGGGAGGAAGACCCCCUCUGUGUCCCACACAGGCUCCUGGAGGAGAGGCAUGAGCACUCAGGUGGGGGUGACGUCCCCCCGGACUAAAAGCAACAGUAGCACAGGCUCCACAAGCUCGGGUGGCCUCAAGACCCACAGUUCAGCAAAGACAGAUGACGUGAAGGUGUCAGAAAAGGGUCGCCUCUCUCCUCGUUCCAACGGCCUACACCGCUCGCCCUCAGACGCAGGGCGCAGCAGCGGCGACGAGGCAAAGAAACAAUCCAUCCCCACCAGCCGCACGUCCACGUCAAACGCCCUCACACACACUGUUUCAGACCCCCACUCCCAGACACAUGCCCACACCUCGCGCACCCCUACCAGCACCUUCGGCUUCAAGAAGCAGGGCCACGGGAUGGUAACCAUCGUUACUGCCAGCGGCGCCACCAUCACAAGUGGCUCGGCUACCCUUGGGAAGAUGCCCAAAUCUGGAGCACGCUCACUCGCAGGAGGGUUGAAGGUCGGUGGGCACGAUGGCGGGUCUGUAUUGGGUCACCACGACGACGGUUUCCUCCCCAUGAGUGCCCGCUCUACACUUCAGUACCGCAGCCUGCCAAGACCCAGCCGCUCUGGAGCCACAGCGCGCAACGGAAACCGCUCCUCCACCAGCAGCAUUGAGGCCGCCGUGCUGUCAGUUACGACUCAUGGGAAAAACUCAAUGGGCCUGACAAAGGCCAACGGCACAGGAGGCCUGCUGGCCAAUCAGACGGACCGGGAGAAGGGCGUGUCGGAGAUUGACAACCUGAGGAGCGGAGUCGUGAUGCAGAGUGGAGGAGCAGCGACUGUUCCUCUGACAGGAAGACAGCAGGUUUCCUCACCUACACUGCGCAGAUUGUUUGGUGGGAAGCCCAGCAACAAGUCUCCGGUCACCACGACUGAAAACAUGAAGAACUCCACUGUUAUCUCCAACCCCCACGCCACCAUGAACCACGUGGGCACGGUGCUGGAGUCCCCCGACGGAGGGCUGGGAGGCGUGGACAGCGAGACCAGCAGCCCCAUGUUUGGAGGCAGACUGCAUGGGAUAGGGAUGGGGACGCUGGGCAGCGAGCAGGCCUCCAGCCCUGGCUCAGUUUACUCCUCCACCGGCCCCUCAAACAGCCUAACGUGGGGCAGCUCCUCCGCCCAGAGCAGGGAGAGCACGCUGGGGGGACACGGGGGGGCCAGCAGCAUGGGAUACCCCUCCGUCAGCAGCAUGCACACCAGCAGCGAGUCUAUCGACAUGAGCCUGGGCAGCGCCAGCCACGGGACCCACAGGGAGGACACGCUGUCCGCGCUGGGCCGCACAGGCAGCGUCAAGACCGGCAUGUCUGAGAGUCCCCUGUCCUCCCCCUCCGCUAGCCCUUUAUUCAGCCGAAACACGCUCCCUCGGAGGCAGGACAGCGGGACACACUGUGGUAGAAACACUCUGCCUAAGAAAGGACUCAGGUAUGGCCCAUCCACGCAGCUGCGAAGCCACGAGGAGGCCCGUGAUUGGCUGCGCUCCCACUCCACCAGCGGGCUGCAGGAAUCAGUCGGCAACUCCCCGUUCUCCCCCAGCUCCAGCCUCACCUCCCCCUCCGGCACUCGCUUCAACUUCGGACAGCUCGCAUCCAGCCCCACCUCAGCAGCUCAGAUCAACCUCGCCAGUCUGCGCAACAACAGCCUGACCAAUCAUGAAGUCUCCUUUGACCCCAGCAGCGAUAACCGCCUGAGGAACUCGUGCAUGUCUCUUGACGAGAAGACGCGCACCAUGAGCAGGUCGGGCUCCUUCAGGGACGGCUUCGAGGAAGUUCAUGGAUCAUCCCUGUCUCUGGUCUCCAGCACUUCCUCCAUUUACUCUACAAAUGAGGAGAAGUCUCAGUCGGAGAUCCGCAAAUUGCGUCGGGAGCUGGACGCCUCCCAGGAUAAGGUUUCCGCCCUGACGACGCAGCUCAGCGCCAACGCUCACCUGGUGGCAGCGUUUGAACAGAGUCUUGGGAACAUGACCAUCAGACUGAAGAGUCUCACCUUAACAGCAGAGCAGAAGGACUCUGAGCUGAACGAGUUGAAGAAGACCAUCGAGCUGCUGAAGAAACAGAAUGCUGUGGCUCAGGCCGCCAUCAACGGAGUCAUCAACACACCUGAACUCACACACAGAGGGGACAGGACAGCGGGCGGUACCGGCGGCUCCCCUCAGCAGCAUCAGCAGCCGGACCUCCGCAUCAGGAGGCAGCACUCCUCGGACAGCGUCAGCAGCGUCGCCAGCGCCACCAGCCACUCCAGCGUGGGCUCCAACCUGGACACAGACGCAAUAAACAAGAAGAAGAACAAGAAGAACUGGCUUCGAAGCUCCUUCAAACAAGCGUUCAGCAAGAAGAAAUCUCCCAAGUCGGCCUCUUCCCACUCCGACAUCGAGGAGAUGACGGACUCGUCGCUGCCCUCCUCCCCCAAGCUGCCCCGCAACGGCAGCACAGCCUCCGGCCACAUGCUCAGGAACACACACUCCAACUCGCUAUUGUCGGAGUGUUUGGACAGCGAGGCGGAGACGGUGAUGCAGCUGCGCAGCGAGCUCAGGGAGAAGGAGAUGAAGCUGACGGAUAUCCGCCUGGAGGCUCUCAGCUCCGCACAUCAGCUGGACCAGCUCCGAGAGGCCAUGAACCGCAUGCAGCUGCAGAUCGAGAAGCUGAAGGUGGAGAAUGACCGUCUGAAGGUGGAGAAUAAGGGCAGCAGGAUGGGCUCCCAGGCCUCCAUCUCUUCCUCCCCUCCCUCUCACAAACAUAGCCACGCCCAGGGAGGGGGGCCGGGCCUCCCCCAGCACAGCCUCAACCUCACCACCAGCGAGUCCACCAGCCUGGACAUGCUGCUGGACGACACCUGCGGAGAGGGGGGGUCGAGGAAGGAGGGGCGGCACGUGAAGAUGGUGGUCAGCCUGGACGAGCAGGAGGGCCCGCUUCGCCAUUUUCUGAUCGGCUGCAUCGGUGUGAGUGGUAAAACCAAGUGGGACGUCCUGGAUGGAGUGGUCCGACGGCUUUUCAAGGAGUACAUCACCCAUGUGGACCCGUUGAGCCAGCUGGGCCUGAGCUCUGACAGCGUGGAGGGGUACAACAUCGGAGAGAUCCACCGGCCCAGCCUGGCCCGUGCUGCACACACCCCCGAGCUGCUGCCCUGCGGAUACCUGGUGGGGGACAGCAACACCAUCAACAUCCAGCUCAGAGGUGUGAGGAGUGAGAGUGUGGACUCGCUGGUGUUCGACACUCUGAUCCCGAAGCCCAUGCUGCAGCGCUACGUCUCCCUGCUGAAGGAGCACCGGCGCGUCAUCCUGUCGGGCCCCAGCGGAACAGGGAAGACCUACCUGGCCAAUCAGCUGUCUCGACACCUGCUGCUGCUGGAGGGCCGACCCCUGACCCCGCACGCUGUCGUCACUUUCAACGUGGACCACAAGUCCAGCAAGGAGCUGCGUCAGUACCUGUCUGGUUUGGCCGAGCAGUGCAGCGGUGUGGGGGGUGUGGAAGGCCCUCUGGUGGUCAUCCUGGACAACCUGCACCACGUCAGCUCACUGGGAGAGAUCUUCAACGGAGUCUUCAACUGCAACUUCCAGCACUGCCCCUACAUUAUUGGCACCAUGAGCCAGGCUACAUCCUCCGCCCCCAACCUGCAGCUUCACCACAACUUCAGGUGGGUGCUGUGCGCUAACCACGUGGAGCCGGUGAAAGGCUUCCUCGGCCGCUUCCUGAGGCGGAAGCUGAUCGAGACGGAGAUCAGCAGCCGGACGCGCAACAUGGAGCUGGUGAGGAUCAUCGACUGGAUCCCGCGGGUGUGGCACCACCUGAACCGCUUCCUGGAGACGCACAGCUCCUCUGACGUCACCAUCGGACCUCGUCUCUUCCUGUCCUGUCCCAUGGACGUGGAGGGAUCCAGGGUUUGGUUCACUGACCUCUGGAACUACUCCAUCAUCCCCUACAUGCUGGAGGCCGUACGAGAGGGACUGCAGCUGUACGGCCGCAGGGCAGCGUGGGAGGACCCGGCUGCGUUUGUGAUUGACAGCUACCCCUGGUCAGCUUCGUCCACCCCGGCUGAUUGGCCCCCGCUGCUGCAGCUCCGCCCAGAGGACGUGGGCUUCGAUGGAUACUCUGCCCCGAGAGAAGGGGUCCGGAAGGAGCCGCCACAGAGCGACAGCGACGCAGACCCCUUGAUGAACAUGCUGAUGCGUCUGAAGGAGGCGGCGACGUCAUCGAGCCCGCAGAGCUACGACAGCGACUCCAACAGCAACAGCCACCAGGACGACAUCCUGGACACGUCGCUGGAGUCCACCUUGUGAUGCAACACUGGCUUUCAGGAGGAACUUUUUAUAAGAACUGUGAAAACGUAUAUAUCUAAUUUCAUGCCGCAGAAAUCCAGCCACCUUAAUUUGGGUGCAGGUAACCCAAUUAUUAGAAAAGAAGAGAAGAAAAAGGUUUGCAUUUCAGAAAACGGGCAAUGAACAUUUCUGCUGCACUGCGCUGUUAUUUGUAUUUGUAUUUGUUUCACCGCUGUGGCCCGGGGCUCCUCUGUCAGGAGCCUGAGAUCUACUUCAGAAAGACAGAAUAAAAAGCACACAGCCUGCCACUGUUUGUGAGGCGUCAUCAUCACCGUCAUCAGCCAUCAGCAGCCAGGAGUCCUUUAACCCUCUCUGAGCCACAGCAGCAGAUCUUCAGGCGGAGACGCUGCCCAGCCGCAGUGCUCCUCCGCGGCCUGAUGGGGGCGACACAGACCCUUGUUUCUGAGCUACCAGCUGCUGAGAACACAGAGGAGGCGCUGCUGGGAGGAACAGCCAGCAGCUUCCUCCUCUUCCUCUAUGACUGUAGCUGCCUGUGUUAGAGAGUUGGAGGAUAAAUCGAGGCAAAGUGAAUGUUAAGUCCUCACUCAGAGAGAUAUUUAAUUACAUCCUUCAUUUAUCACAGCCACAUUUGAGUUUAAAGAAAUAGUAAUAGCCCAUGAACAUAAGAUGAAAAGCUAUUAGAGAACACUAAUUACAGGUACAUCUGAAGGUUUUUUGAGUUAAAUCUACAAAGGCCUUUGUGGACGUAAAUGAUGUGUUUGUAUGUGCAAAUCCAUGAUACAAACAACGUGACAAGGACGUUUUGCAAAUACUGCUUCACCACCAGAGCGAAGAAUGUGGAAACAUCUUCAAAAUUAAAAAGACAAGCUCAGACAAUUUAAUCAAUAAUACUCACCACAAUCCUUUGAUUUGUUCGCAUGUUGUAAAUGUCCCCUCUGUGGGACUAAUAAAGGUAUUCUAUUUCUGAUGUUCAGCCUGAUAGCUGAGACACUGUUGUUCUACCAGAAAGCAGUGCCUUUGAAAUAGUGCAGAACAACAUACGUAUUAAAUGCAUCAUUUUAUUUGGCCAAAACACAACUAAAACACUACUAACUCCGACAUUUAAAGUCAAGGACAAGAUCUAAUUGAUAAAUUCCCUUUACAAGACUUUCAGGAGGUAAGGGCACUAAUUGGGAAAAUAAAAUUCACCAUGGUUAGAUUUACCCGUUUCGAUCUGUUUUGUAUCUUUCUGUGUAACUUCACAAACAAUGUCUCUACUAUUUAUAAGUCCUUGCUUGGAUCACCUUAUAAUCCUCGGAGAUCUCCAUGCACAUUGGCCCAAACAGGCUGCUGUAGCACAAAGUCUCUUUUCUUGGUGCUGGACUGAAUCCUAACAAACAAUGCCUUACUCUUUUCUAACAGACUACGAGCAUUAGCCGAUCCUUUAUUUGUCUAAAUGGCUGUAAACUCACAGGGCUCCGAGUCGACUCUCCUCGACCUCUCAUCAUAUCAGACACCGAUGCCAUGCGAUUAAGGCGUGAAUGAGAGGCAGUACUUUGGGUUUCAAAAUAAGUCGUAUGCAUGUGUGACCCAGUGCUGUGAAGCUGGUGUAAAUAUUUGGACCACUAGCGAGAAAGAAAAAAUAUAUAGAUGUGUUAUGGUGCUCCAAAUCAGAACGUGUUGCAGGUUGUUUGGGGAAGGGACGUUUAAGACAUGUUGAUUUUAUACCUCAUCCCCAUCCUUUGACUGUGCAGUCUGUUUUAUGUGAUUUGUGAUGAUAAAACUGACAAACAUGUUGAACUAAUUAAGUGAAAACUAGUGUAUGCUGCUUUGUUUAUAGUGAUAUAAUUAAUCUGAAGUAUAAAGGUACUUGUGGUUGGAUGAUAAUGUUAAAACAGUUUGCCAUGUGGCUUAGAAUAUAAAGAAUAUUGUCCUUUUUAUUUGCUUUAAACCCCCCUGACUGCCUUCUGGGAAGGGCAGGCAUACGAUUAAAUCCGGGGUCACGUCGUGUAGCGCGGCUUCCAUCGCGUUCAGUGUUUUUGUCACAGAUCCUAUGCAACACUCAUUCUGAACUCCCAAUGGAAGCCCAAAUCUGAUGCGCUCGAUCCCUACAUUUUCAGCACUGCUGAGACAUACAGCAUGGAACUAUAUUUGUGAGGAUUUGUUCAGAUUUGUGGCCCAUGUUCUUGUCCGGGUGUGUCUGUGUAGCUUUAGACACACUCUGUUAUGGUCCUUGUAAGCACAAAGAGACUGAUUCUCUGUCUGUCUUCAGUAGAGCCUGAGGAGUGUGGAUGUUGUCCAAGCAUUUGACCAGUCUGUCAGUUUAUUACUCACAAACUCAAUGAAUGUUUAGCCUUCUUUGCUAUGUACAUUUUUUGAUAUGUAACAUAAUUUUGUAAAUAGAUGAUUAUCUCGCAGCAUUUUGAUGACUUUUUUCUAGCUGAUUUGUUACAGUACUUGAAAAGGAGUAUUUUGUGUACAGUGUCUUUACACCAGAGCAGAUUGAUGCCAUUUGUCAUCGCUGGUCUGUCCUGGGCUCACUGUACUAGUCUUAAGUUAUUGUGAUUUAAUAAAAGUAAUGAUUAUUUAUGAUUGAA
Molecule: messenger RNA, 10105 nt
Organism: Trematomus bernacchii (emerald rockcod)
Lineage: Eukaryota; Metazoa; Chordata; Actinopteri; Perciformes; Nototheniidae
Gene: nav2a
Product: neuron navigator 2a
Exons: 40
Coding region: 21-7529 (2502 amino acids)
Biological process (GO): nervous system development; neurogenesis
Molecular function (GO): ATP hydrolysis activity; protein binding
Source: RefSeq, a predicted model, not a curated record